Manihot esculenta (cassava) is the source of this 2868-nucleotide messenger RNA. RefSeq names its product protein ENHANCED DISEASE RESISTANCE 2-like. NCBI's taxonomy places the organism in Eukaryota, Viridiplantae, Streptophyta, Magnoliopsida, Malpighiales, Euphorbiaceae. The coding region runs from base 284 to 2599 and encodes 771 amino acids. Gene Ontology annotation, molecular function: lipid binding. The record is from RefSeq and is a predicted model, not a curated record. The transcript is spliced from 22 exons.
UUAUUUAUUUUUUGGCCGAAGCUCCAUUCCAAAAUUGGAUCCACAAAAACGACUUUGCCUUACAGUACCUCUGUUGGCAGUUGGCUGGAAAAUUUUGAGCCUUAGACCUCUGUUGACAUUUGGCGGAUCAAAAUAUUACACUGAAGGCAGCACCAAACCAAACUCUCAUAUCGCCGUCCUUCCCUGUCUCUCUCUCUCUCUCUCUCUCUCUCUCUCUCUCUCUUUCUAUCCUUUUGGAUUUGAUUUGAUUCCUAAGGAAACCGCAAUUCCUGUUUGAUUAAAGAUGGAAAAAUCUAUAGACGCUACAACCACCACCACGGAGGUCCACGUCCGGAAGGUUUCAGGAGGCGAUAGAUCGGAGAGGGAUGGGAACGAUUCUAGCUUUGGCAGUGGUGGCGGUGUUGGUCGCGCUGGUCUAGAGGACUCGGAGAGAGGGAUUUUGGAGUAUUUUGGUUGGGUUUAUCAUUUAGGUACCAAUUCUAUUGGGCGUGAGUAUUGUCACCUCAGGUUUCUGAUUAUAAAAGGCAAAUAUGUUGAGAUGUACAAGCGUGAUCCUCAUGAUAAACCUGGCAUUAAACCUAUUAGGAGGGGUGUAGUUGGGCCUACAUUUAUGUUGGAGGAGCUAGGACGUCGAAAGGUCAAUAAUGGGGAAGUUUAUGUUAUUCGGUUUUACAAUCGAUUGGAUGAGACGAAAAAGGGAGAAAUUGCUUGUGCUUCGGCAGGAGAAGCUCGAAAGUGGAUGGAGGCAUUUGAUAACGCAAAGCAACACGCUGAGUAUGAGCUCUUAAGAGGUGGUAGUACUAGAAGCAAGCUGAACACAGAGACCGAGAUCAAUCUGGAAGGACAUCGGCCCAGAAUAAGGCGGUAUGCAUAUGGAUUAAAAAAGCUUAUCAGAAUAGGCCAAGGUCCAGAGAUGCUAUUGCGUAAAGCGUCAAAUUUGAAUACUCCUAUCAAGUCGGAUAGCUAUUAUGAGGGGGAGAUUGGAGAUGCAGUUGAAGCACACGAAUGGAAAUGUGUUCACAUGAUAAAUGGUGUUCGAAUCUUUGAGGAUGUGUCUGAUUCCAAGAAUGAUAAAGGUGCUCUUGUAAAGGCUGUUGGUGUCAUCGAUAGCAGUGCUGAUACUGUUUUUGAAAUCAUUUUAAGUAUUGAUCGACAUCAAAGAUAUGAGUGGGAUACUUUGACAGGUAACUUGGAGCUGUUAGAUGCUUAUGAUGGACACUUUGAUGUUGUGUAUGGGACAUAUGAUCCAAAAUAUCUUACUAGGUGGCAAUCGAAAAGAGAUUUUCUCUUCUCUAGGCAAUGGUUUAGCAGCCAGGAUGGAACAUAUACAAUCUUGCAAUUUCCAGCUGUACAUAAAAAACGGCCUCCUAGAUCUGGAUAUCGGCGUACAAAAAUUAACCCUUCUACCUGGGAGAUUAGGAAUUUAAACACACCCAUGGGUUCAAAUACCAUGAGAUGUAUUGUGACACAAACGUUAGAGGUACAUCAUGCAGGAUGGUGUAGAUGGAAGAGAAAUCACUGCUCAAAGUUUGAAAAGAGUCUUCCUUAUGCAUUGUUAUCCCAAGUGGCAGGUCUGAAGGAAUAUGUAGGAGCAAAUCCAACCCUGAAAUCUAAAUAUGCCACCGUAGUUGUCCAUAGAAAAGUUUCUGAUGAUUCCACCUAUAGUAGUGAAAAUGAGGAUACAGAAGUAAAGGAUGAGUUCUAUGAUGCAAUUUCUGCUGAUUCAUCAUCAUCAGAAGGGAGUGAUGAUGAAGAUCGACCAAAGAGUGAGGAAAAGAAAGUGAAAUUGAAGAAUGUUUCAUGGGCCAUCACAAGCUUAGCUUUGAGGCGAACUUCAGUUCUGGAUGCAAAUAAGGAAUUGGAUUCUCGUGAAGCUCCAAUUGAUAUUGAUCUAAGCCAAUUCCAUGGCUCCUUACCCAAAGGGAAGGAUGAGAAGGACUCAAAUUGUUGGACUUCUCCUGGUGGCAUGGGAUUUGUGAUUAGAGGAAAGACUUAUCUAAAGGAUAGCUCUAAGGUAAUGGGUGGGGAUCCCCUUCUCAAGCUCUUAGCUGUUGAUUGGUUCAAAGUUGAUAAGUCCAUGGAUGGAGUUGCAUUACAUCCCAAAUGUCUAGUACAGACAGAGGCCGGGAAGAAGCUUCCAUUUAUCCUUGUCAUUAAUCUUCAGAUUCCAGCAAAGCCAAACUACAGUUUGGUACUCUACUAUGCUGCAGAAAGGCCGGUAAAUAAAAGUUCUUUGUUGGGUAAAUUUGUUGAUGGGACAGACAUGUUUCGGGAUUCAAGAUUUAAACUAAUUCCAAGUAUCAUUGAGGGAUAUUGGAUGGUCAAGCGUGCUGUUGGGACAAAAGCUUGCCUUUUGGGGAAAGCUGUAACCUGCAAGUACCUCAGACAAGACAAUUUUCUGGAGAUUGAUGUAGAUAUUGGGUCAUCCUCAGUAGCAAGAAGUGUAAUUGGCCUUGUCCUUGGUUACGUCACAAGCUUAGUUGUUGAUCUUGCAAUUUUGAUAGAGGCAAAAGAAGAAGAAGAAUUGCCCGAGUAUAUUCUUGGGACUGUUCGGCUAAAUCGGGUGAGGGUUGACACUGCUGUACCUUUGGAGGCUUAAGGUUUUCAUUUGUCCACAUUUUCUAUUCUAUCAUAUUCUCCUUGAUUAAUGCUGUUGUUUAAGUAGUCAACACAUCUUCAAUAUUUCUUAUUUAGUUUUAUAGAUUAUUAAGUGAUACCAAGAAGGAUUGAGCUAUCAAAAUUUAGUGAGAUGUACAUUAAGUGUUACGUGUAUACUCCCCCACACACAUGAACAAAGAUAUGGAGGAACAACAUUUUGCCCAUUUUGUCGAAUCGAAACUAGGAUCAAACUUGUGUUUAUUUUUUUCA